Molecule: messenger RNA, 306 nt
Organism: Sphenostylis stenocarpa
Lineage: Eukaryota; Viridiplantae; Streptophyta; Magnoliopsida; Fabales; Fabaceae
Source: the annotation of a GenBank genome assembly
AUGAACACAGACAUCACUGCAUCGACGAAACCAGAGUACCCUGUCGUUGAUCGCAACCCUCCCUUCACCAAAGUUGUCGGCAACUUCAACACUCUCGAUUAUCUCCGAUUCGUCACCAUCACCGGCGUUUCCGUCACUGUCGGCUACCUCUCCGGGAUUAAGCCAGGAAUUAGGGGUCCUUCGAUGGUGACAGGGGGUCUCAUUGGAGUGAUGGGUGGUUUCAUGUAUGCUUACCAGAACUCUGCUGGGAGACUCAUGGGUUUCUUCCCCAAUGACGAUGAGGUAGCUCGGCACCACAAAAAGUAA